This is a messenger RNA of Diaporthe batatas, 924 nucleotides long. RefSeq lists its product as uncharacterized. The coding region runs from base 228 to 791 and encodes 187 amino acids. The record is from RefSeq and is a predicted model, not a curated record. The transcript is spliced from 3 exons. NCBI's taxonomy places the organism in Eukaryota, Fungi, Ascomycota, Sordariomycetes, Diaporthales, Diaporthaceae.
CGAUCGUCAACUUCGAAAGACACAGGUUGUUAGCCAGGCAAACUGAGUCUGGUUGCUGGCUCCGCGUUCAUAUUCUGGUUGUGAAUGAGUCCACAGUCGCAUGGCAGAAUGAUAUAAUACGAUCGUCUUCCUCCCGUAUGGAGUGAACUUCCAGCAACAAUGGAGCUGACCCUUUGCACAUUAUUCUUCUCUUCUGGCGUUGUGUCCAACAGACCACCUCUUAGCACAUGAUCAUCAUUCAAACCAGGGCUGUCGCAAUCAUGUCGAGAACUCAAAGUCCUCCAGCGCCCGUCGAUUCGAGCAGUGUUGGCCCUAGAGCCAAGGCCUUGACUGCCUCUAUCAAGCAGGCUGGCAGCAAAGCGUCUGAGGCUGAUCGUGCACUCCAAGCAAUCACGUCUGCCAAUUUUCCCCACAACCAAAGUCUCGACGACGGUAUCACGGGCAUAGUGCUUGCCAUCCAGAGCUCGAUAUCCUCCAUUACCGAACCGCUUCCUGAAUUCACGGUCGUCGAGCAGAAUGAUAUAUACAAUGCUUUCAAGGGCUUCCUCCAAGACUUUCGACAGCUCGUAAAAAGUAUGAUGGACAAGCAUAAAUUAAUGGCCCCUAACCCGGUCAAAGGGAACGCUCUUGCUGGUUUUCUAUUUUCCUGCAAGGCCUUCGUUAACCAGUUUGCCAUCGUCAUUAUUCGCAUGCUGCCAAGUCACGCUGAUGAUGCUCAGCUACAGGUUGAGUCGUUUGACAGCAGCCUCAUCGACGCCAUUGAUACGUUCCGCUCAUCGUUUGAUUCUUGAUUCUAGCUAUGAAGUUGAUGGUUACCAAAAUGCAUGGGGGGAAGGGAAUGAACACAGGCCGGAGAAAGGGUGAGGUGAUCAAAACAAGGUAGCAAUAGUAUCCAGGUAUCAUCAAAUACAGUGUGUUACGUUA